Molecule: messenger RNA, 732 nt
Organism: Xenia sp. Carnegie-2017
Lineage: Eukaryota; Metazoa; Cnidaria; Anthozoa; Malacalcyonacea; Xeniidae
Exons: 5
Coding region: 96-557 (153 amino acids)
Biological process (GO): regulation of non-canonical NF-kappaB signal transduction
Cellular component (GO): nucleoplasm
Source: RefSeq, a predicted model, not a curated record
CGCGAAGAGAAGUUUUGAUUUUGAAGCUGUUUGUUCACGUAAUCGUCGUGUUUUCAAGUUCCUGCUGAAGAAAAACGAGGAGAAGAAGAAUCUAAAUGCCUGAUAAAGUUGAUGAAAUAAAUUGUAUUCUAUGCCGUUCCGGACGUCAAAUUACAAGUACAUUGGAACGAGCCAGAAAGAGAAAGAUAGAAUGGCCUGCUCCGAAAGAAUCAUACGGACAUUUCGAAAAUGACAUUGCAAUCCAUACCUCAAUUGAUGAUGCAUUUGGCAGUAUCUUGCAGUACAUGUCUGCUACAAGUCGACAAUGUCGGAGGUACUACAAGUGCUCAUCAAAUUGCAACAAGUAUGACAAAGAACACGUAAAUCGAUUUCAUCAUUCUAAAUAUACGUCAGUCAGUUAUGGAAAUCCGCUUCAAAAAUCUGAGGAUGUACAUGUUGAACUUACUCCUGGAACAUAUGCUGUUACUGCUGGUCAGUGGGGUGCCCCUCGUCACCAUACUCAAGUUGUAAGACUUGACCCUGGACAAACUGUCAAUAUGACAUUUACAUGUAUUUAAUAAUGACAGACACAAUAAACUCUCUGAAUUUUUUGAUUCCUGGAUUGUAAGCUCUGGUGAAACUCAUUUAAAGCGAUUUCCUUACGUAGUUAUGCUUCGUAAUAAACAGCCAUCGUGUAAAUUUUUAUUUUUUUUCAUUGCAACAAAUAUAUGUAAAAUUUUAUGUCAACCUGAA